This is a messenger RNA of Coffea arabica (coffee), 995 nucleotides long. RefSeq names its product CASP-like protein 5B3. The record is from RefSeq and is a predicted model, not a curated record. Gene Ontology annotation, cellular component: plasma membrane. NCBI's taxonomy places the organism in Eukaryota, Viridiplantae, Streptophyta, Magnoliopsida, Gentianales, Rubiaceae.
GGAAGAAGAGAAAAGGACGGAAGAAAAGAAUUUGUCACAAAUUUUCUUUGAUCAUUCCCUCCUAACUGGGGAUGACUUCUCCUGCCUGUAUCAGAACUGAAAGUGGGUCAACAAAAAGAUCUGAACUUUUUGGCUUGCUCCUGCAGAAAAACAUAACUACUGCAAAAUCCCAAUAUUCUGCCUUUUGCUGGGGAGGAAAUUAAGGAAGUACAUUUUUGGAUGAUUGACUUAAUGGUUGUGCUAGCCCUUCAAGAUUCUCAAAUUUGAUAAGAGUAAGGAGGGAUAAUGAAGGAUUUUGCAGGGACUCCUGGUACUUUGACUAGUUUUGUUUUGAGAGUAGCCCAGUGUUUCUUUGCAGCUGGUUCAAUUACUUCUAUGGCAACCACAGAAUCCUUCUUCAAUGUCACAGCUUUCUGCUACUUAAUUGCCUCAAUGGGUUUGCAACUCAUCUGGAGCUUUGGACUUGCUUUGUUGGAUGGCUAUGCCAUGGCUAGGAAGAAGAUUCCCCAUAAACCUGUUUUAGUGAGCCUAUUUGUUGUUGGUGAUUGGGUCACAGCAACACUAUCGCUUUCAGCAGCAGCUUCUUCAGCCGGUGUUACUGUCUUAUACUUCGGUGACAUGGGAAGGUGUAGUCUUGGGGAAGAAUGCACAAAGUUCCAAAUGGCUGUGGCUUUGGCCUUUCUGUGUUGGAUAACAAUAGCCAUAUCCUCUAUAAUCAUGUUUUGGCUUUUGGCAACAGGUUAGGCUAAUUGCCAACUGAGGUUACGCUUAUGUAAUUAGUCAGUAAGAUUCUUUUAUGACCUUGGAAGUGUGAAUAUAAAGAAAAUAUAGGGAAGGAAAAACAAUACAAGGAUGCUUCACACAAGCUCUGUGUUCACAUCAAACACGUCAAACUGUAGUUGUAAUGAAAGAAAACUCGGAUUGAAACAAUUUUGCUUUCCUCAUGACUCGGUGGAUCGUACAAUAACUUGCUAUCGAAUUCGAAUAAGAAAUUC